Molecule: messenger RNA, 909 nt
Organism: Monoraphidium neglectum
Lineage: Eukaryota; Viridiplantae; Chlorophyta; Chlorophyceae; Sphaeropleales; Selenastraceae
Exons: 6
Coding region: 1-909 (302 amino acids)
Source: RefSeq, a predicted model, not a curated record
AUGCUGUCGGACCGCUUCUUGCCAAACAGCAUGCAGCGCAGAUACCUCCUGGCCGCCUUUGCCGGCGACAAGACCCAGAACAGCUACGCCAAGGGGCUGCUGCGCUCAGAGGCGGUAGAGCUGGCCUGCAACCAGCGAGCGACCAACACCACCUGCGGGGCCGACGCCCGCUGCGCCUUUGACGCAACCAAGUCCCCCGCCUGCCGCUCCAACCCCAUCAAGGCCAGCGCAUCCCUCCAGGCCACCUACCUCUGCCCCGGCUCCAUCGCAGCCACCUACAUCCCAUGCACCUGGGCAACCAGCGCCGCGGCGUGCGCCGCCGCCGGCAACUGCACAUGGUCGGCGGCCAACACCACCUGCAGGCACAGGGCGGUCGCCGCUAUGGACGCCGGGCAGCUGGAGGAGUAUACCGUAGAGCUGGCCGCGCUGCAGACCAGUAUUUAUGGAGAGUGCCCCGGCUUCACGGCGUUUGCAGCCUAUGCCGCCGCCUGCACGGACAUGAGCACAGAAACCACGCAGGACUUCUGCAACACCUUCAACUUCUGCAUCUGGGCGGGCAGCCAGUGCUCCCCAACCGCCCUCGCGCUGGUCACACAAGUGUUCAAUGCGCGCGAUGGCGACGCGACGACCGACGCCGCCAGCGCGUGCGCGGGAGUUCGGACAUUGGCGGGGUGCGUGGCGGCUGGGGAGGAGAUCGCGCUGAACUCGACACUCGUGGCGGCGGUGGCGUCUUGGAACGUGAGCGUCGCCGCGGGGGGCGCCUCGAUGCUCAUCGACGACACUUACAACGUGCCCACCACCACCACCGGCGGGGUGCGCAUCGUCAGGGGCGCCGCCGCGACGUCGCGCCCCGGGCGCGCGGCCGCGCUCGGCGGCGUCCUGUUCUUCUUUGCUGCUGCGCUCUUGUGA